Messenger RNA from Saxophila tyrrhenica, 702 nucleotides. RefSeq lists its product as uncharacterized. The transcript is spliced from 4 exons. The coding region runs from base 1 to 702 and encodes 233 amino acids. NCBI's taxonomy places the organism in Eukaryota, Fungi, Ascomycota, Dothideomycetes, Mycosphaerellales, Extremaceae. The record is from RefSeq and is a predicted model, not a curated record.
AUGGACGAAGCCGAGCAGCUCUACACACCCCAGUCAAACCCACACCCGACGGAGAUGGCGCAGACUCAAGACAGCCCGAUAGCCGGUGUUGUGAUGGGACCACCAGCUACGCCAGCCACGCCGAAGACUGCUGCGAAGAAGCGCAAGACCCUAGCCGCCGCCGCCUCCGACGAUAGCUACGAAGCCGACGUCGCCACCCCAGCUAAGAAGGCCAAAGGCACCCCCAAGCCGCGCCAGCGCAAGGCCCCGACCAAAGCCCCGAACAAGUCCAAAGCCCUCGCCACCAGCUACGACCUCUGCGAAGAGCACGACAAAAUGCUCAUCGACAUGCGCGACAGCGGGGCCUCCUGGACCGACAUCCGCAAGGCCUGGGAGGAGAAGGUCGGGGACGCCACCGCUUACUCUACCCUGCCGAACCGCUAUUCGCGUCUCAAGUCCAACUUCGUCGUCAUCCGCGAGUCGGACAACCCCAAGCUCAUUGAAGCCAAGCAGGAGGUCGAAGCGGAGUUUGAGCGCGAGAAGUGGGGCCAGAUUGCCGAGAGGAUGGUGAGCAAGGGCGCGGAGCGGUAUAAGGGGGAUGCGUUGAAUAGGCAGUAUAAGAAGUUGAUGGUGUUUGCGCAGGAGAUGUUUAAGGCGAAGGAGGGGGUGGAGGGGGAGGCUGGUGGUGAGGGGGAGGGGGAGGGGAUGGAUGAGGGGGCUUGA